Molecule: messenger RNA, 2247 nt
Organism: Oryza sativa Japonica Group (Japanese rice)
Lineage: Eukaryota; Viridiplantae; Streptophyta; Magnoliopsida; Poales; Poaceae
Molecular function (GO): protein binding
Source: RefSeq, a predicted model, not a curated record
AUAAAAAGCGAAGGCCACGGCUCUCUCCCCCCUCCCUUCUCCUUAGCUCGUCUUCAAAUUUAUCCUCCUCUGCAGCUCUGCUCUCGCCGUCUUCUUCUUCGUCUUCGUCUUCCUCCUCUCUCCAAACCCCCCAACCCAAACCCACCUCCCCAAGCAAAGAAAAAAACCGCCUCGAAGGCCAUGGUGGUGAUCGUCCCCAUCAAUGGCGACGGCGACGGGGAGGGCGGUAGCGGCACGUUCGUCGCCGACAACCCCCCGGACCCUGCCCCCGCUCCCAUGGACAUCGACGACGACGGCGACGGGCGCGACCGCGGCGGACAAGGCGAUAGCCCCGCGACGCAGGAUCUCCUCAGCAAGUUGAACGGCAGCGGCGGAGAAGGCGACAGCCCCGCGACGCAGGAUCUCCUCAGCAAGUUGAACGGCAGCGGCGGAGAAGGCGAUAGCGCUGCGGCUGCGCGCGUCCCCGGCGGCGAAGGCGAUAGCGCCCCGCUCUCCCUGGCGCUGGGUCUCCACCUCCACGUCCACGGCGACGGAGGCGGCCGAGACGGAGUGGACCGCAUCAGCAAUCUCCCCAACGACACCCUCGCCUUCAUCCUGGGCCAACUCGGGGACACCCGCAACGCCGCCGUGACCAGCGUCCUCUCCAGGCGCUGGAUCAACCUCUGGACCCAGGUCGACAUCCUCAUCUUGCGCUACGACAAGCCCCCCGACUCCAGAUUCGUGCAGGAAGCUCUCGCCGCCCACGCCCACGCGACGGAGGGUUCCGAGACCACGGCCAUCCGCCUGCUCGAGGUCAUCUCCCUCAACAGAGCCACGCCGGAGGCCACGGCCGCCUGGCUCCGCGUCGCCGCGCCCCGCCUCACCGGCGAGCUCUACUUCCGCAACAGGUCCUCGGCUCCGUUCGAAGCUCUCGACCUUGAGGUGUUCUCGAUACUGUAUGAGGCUGUCGUGGAGCAGGAGAUGAUCUGGUCGAGUAGCUGGUUCCAGCUGCCCUGCCUCACGGAGGUCACCAAGAUCACGCUGAGCCUGGGGUUCCUCGGCCUCUCGCUGCCACAGUCGGGCUCCUUCGGCAAGCUCAGGGAGCUGCACCUGGAGCACGUCCGGUUCAAUGGCGACUACACCCUCGACGAUGCCAUGCUCCCCCUCUUGGAAUAUUUAGGCAUUCGCAGGUCCAAUGGCUUGGCCUCCCUGACGCUCAGGCUGGAAUCUCUGGGCUGGAUGGGACUGUACGAUGUGGUGGGGAUUCGUCGGCUCGACGCCGUGGUGCCUGGACUCAAGGCCUUGUGUUCGGUCGGAUGCUUCUGCUAUCAUGAUGUGGACAGCGUCAGCAUUGUCGCGGAGGAGCUGGAGGAGAUCGAGUGGGAGGAUUUUUACUCUCCACAAUCGUUCAACUUCAACGACUUGCCGCUGCUGACGAUGAUACACACCCACUGUGUUUUUUGUUCUGAAUCGAACGAGGCUUUCAUCGAAGGAUACUAUCAGCUUCUUCUCAAUCGCUAUCCAAGAAUUAGCCAUCUUGACCUGCGUUUUGUGAUUGAACUAAUUCGAGAUGAAAAAAGCGUUACGGAUUCGAUGAUAGACAAUAUCCAACUCCCUUACAUUAGGAUGUUGAACCUAGCUUUGAAAACAGAAGGCCAUGUUUAUGGAGCUAGUGUGUUGCAUAUUCUCACAAAGCGUACUACUAUAGCAGAGCUGAGGCUGGUGAACCAAGAAAAAUUCAAGUCUGAUGAUGCAUGUAAGCUGGAGUGCAUCUGUGAUGGGCCACCAGAUUGGAGAGAAACGGACAUUUCGAUGAGGUAUCUGAGGAAAGUAGAGAUCCUCAACUUCAGAGGGGAGGAACAUGAGCUUGACCUCCUGAGGGUCUUAGUCAGGGUAGCACCAGCACUGAGGAUGAUCAGAAUAAUCUGCCACCGUUCGUGCGCUGCUUGGGAGACACUAUCUGCACAUAUACGAGGUUUUGCAAGAGAAGCGACUUCUGUGGAAGUGAGUCUGUCAGAGUAAGGGAAGCAAGAAUAGCUCUGCAAACCGUAGGGAACUGAAGUAAGAAGAGAGCUCUGUUGGCUACUGAUCUAGUCUGAUGUACCUGACAAAGUUUUGAUCCUGCUCCGCUAUGCUGUAAAGAAACAGGAGAAGUUUUAGCUGCCAUUGUUCUUUGUCUUCGUGAAGCAAUUUUAGCAUUCUGCAUUCUGGAAUGCCCUUUUCUGUUUGUUUGUCAGAGCUGAAGUGAUGUGUUUGGAGCACCGAAAA